AUGAAGAAAAGUAGAUCUUUACAAGAGCUUUCAGAAUCUACACAUAUUAAUGUUAUAGACGAUAAUCAAGUUAUAUCUGAAGAAGAAAAUUAUACUGAAAGUGAUGCAAUUAGUAAUGAUAAUUAUUACACUGAUAAUGCAACUCCUGAUAAUGAA
Messenger RNA from Racocetra persica, 156 nucleotides. The record is from the annotation of a GenBank genome assembly. Lineage: Eukaryota; Fungi; Glomeromycota; Glomeromycetes; Diversisporales; Gigasporaceae.